AUGUCGUCUGUGACUUCUGCCAUCAAGGACGCUAUUCUGCCUUCGGACUCUAACAAGGAGGCCGAGCUUGCUGCUCAGCAGGUGCCGGAGACUACGCCCACUGUGGCGGACCCCGGUCUUGUGGGCCGCCCCAAGGACGAGCUCGUGACGGAGCACACCACGGUGUACACCAACGCCACCCCCGAUGUGCUCGAGUCGUCGAACCACCAUGUGAUGACUGAGGCCGUGCCGAUUACCCACACGCCCGUGGCGGACUACAACGAGGUCCCGCGCGCUGCGCCCGCGAUUCUCGGCGGCGACCUGUACAGCAUCCUUGGCCAGACGGAGCCCGUGUCGAGCACGACGGCGCAGCCUGUGGCCGAGCAGUCGAAGGAGACUGUGCAGCCCAUGGCGUCGAACUCGUACGUGAACGAGGUCCCCUCCAAUGAGAUGGCCUGGACCAUUCGCGACACGGAUGCGUACACCUCGGCUGGUGCCGGUGCCGGUGCGGGUGCGGGUGCUGUUGCUGGUGCGGGCGCUGGUGCUGCCGCGAGCCAUGUGGCGUCGACGUCGGAGGCCCCUGCUGCCCCUGCCGGUCAGGGAUCGGCGGUGGACCAGCUGGAGCCUACGACUGAGCAGGCCUGGUCGGUGCGUGGCCCUGCCUCGAACCUCGUGUCGAAGGGCCCGCACGAGCACGCUGCGCACCUCAGCAGCGAUGCUGCGGGCAACGUGCCCAUUGACGAGAGCGCGACGUCGCCUACGGAGAAGGUGGCCGAUGCCCCUGGCGCAGCCGUGAGCGGUGCGCAGGACAAGGUCGCCGGCGCCCCUGGUCAGGCGAAGGACACCGUGGCUGGCACUGCUUCGCAGGCUAAGGACACUACGACUGGCACGGCCACUGGCGCUACGUCGCAGGCCAAGGACGCUGCCACUGGCACUGCCUCGCAGGCCAAGAACACCGCGACGGACGCCGCGGAGAAGCCCAAGAAGCUCGGUCUCGUGCAAAAGGUGAAGAAGGCCCUCAAGAUUGGCAAGCAGAACAAGUAA
This is a messenger RNA of Malassezia sympodialis ATCC 42132, 1023 nucleotides long. RefSeq lists its product as uncharacterized. The record is from RefSeq and is a predicted model, not a curated record. Lineage: Eukaryota; Fungi; Basidiomycota; Malasseziomycetes; Malasseziales; Malasseziaceae.